This is a messenger RNA of Mangifera indica (mango), 2562 nucleotides long. RefSeq names its product nucleolar complex protein 2 homolog. Bases 164 to 2242 code for a protein of 692 amino acids. Gene Ontology annotation, biological process: ribosomal large subunit biogenesis. Gene Ontology annotation, cellular component: nucleolus; Noc1p-Noc2p complex; Noc2p-Noc3p complex. The record is from RefSeq and is a predicted model, not a curated record. NCBI's taxonomy places the organism in Eukaryota, Viridiplantae, Streptophyta, Magnoliopsida, Sapindales, Anacardiaceae. The transcript has 14 exons.
AAGUCUUCUCUUUCAAUACCAAAACCCUGGGUUUUUGAACUUUUCCAUGCAGUGAACUAAUCGCCGAACCAUAACAAAGUACUCUGUACUUUUGGAUAUUCCACUUCUCUGUUUUCACAACGAGCGGUUUCCAGCUACUCUAGCCGGGUUUUAGAUUUAAAAAAUGGGAAAACUGGGGAAGAAAGCAAGGAAGUUCGCCAAGAAGAAUCUGCAAUCUGUGUUAAGAAGAAAAAGAAAGGUUAAGUCUAUGUUCAAGAAGAAAGCUUCAAAAAAAAAUGAGAGGGAUGCAGCUGAAAUUAAGGAAGAAGAUUCACAAGAAUUGUCUAAUAGAAGAAACCAUGAAGGUAUUGAUAUUGAGGAGACAUCCCUUGAUGAAAUAUUUAGUGAAGAUGAUAGUGACGUUGAGGGAUCCAAUUCAGGCAGUGAUGGAUAUCUUUCAGAGGACUCAAGUGAUACAUAUGUAGCUGAAAUUCAACUAGAAGAGAACGGAGUUGGUCUGGAGUCAUCUGCUCAGAACCAGGAAAUUCUUUCAGAACUUGAGAGUAAAAUGAAAAAAUUGGAAAGACUGAAAACAAAGGAUCCAGAGUUUUCAAGGUUUUUGGAAAGUCAUGAUAGUGGUCUUAAAUCAUCCAGAAAUGAAGAUUCUUAUUCAGAUGAUGAUGAGACAAGUAAUGAUGACAUACAGUCAGUAAAUGAAGAUGGCCCAAAUUCGUGUAUGAACAAGCUCUUGACUAGCUCUGCUGUUAAUUCUUGGUGUAACCUAGUUAAAGAGCAGCAGAGUGUUCCGGCCCUUAUUAGUCUAUUAAAUGGAUAUCGAGCUGCAUGCCACUAUGGAGCUGAAUCAACUGGUACCCUAGAUACUGACUCAGGCUAUAGAUUUCAUGACAGUGAAACCUUUUGCAAGACAUUGACAUUUGUGCUUCAUGAGACUGAUAAUGUAUUCCGUGGGAUGCUGGGAAUUUCAUCCACAUCUAGCAAGAGGGGGACCAUUUUGGAACUGAAGAAUACUCCAAAAUGGAAAACUCUGAGGCCACUUAUCAAGUCUUAUUUGAGAAGUACCCUGUUCAUGCUGAAUCAGGCUACAGACUCUGAGAUAUUAGCUUUAUCCUUAAGCAGACUGAGAGCUUCUGCAGUAUUUUUUGCUUCUUUUCCUCCUUUACUGCUUAGACUCAUCAAGAUUGGGGUUCAUUUGUGGGCAACGGGUGAAGAGAUUCUAUCAUCUCACGCCUUUCUCCUCUUAAAAGAUGUGUCUUCCAUGUUUAGUUCAGAUUUCUUUGAUAUUUGCUUAAUUAAGAUGUUCAAAGCCUUCAUUGGUCACUGCAAGUUUGUGGAGCCAGCUUUAAUCAAACACAUGCAAUUUCUAAGGAACUCUUUUGUUGAGCUAUGCUCUCAAGAUCUGCAGAAAUCAUCAAGCAAGGCUAUGAUUUCCAUCCAGAAAAUGUCUAGAAUACUGCAGUUAGGUCUACGAACAAAGAAAAAGGAAGCAGUGAAGAAGAUAUGCAGUUGGCAGUUUACUAACUGCAUUGAUAUCUGGGUUACAUUUAUAUCACAUAAUGUAUGUGAUUAUGAUCUUCAGCCAUUGAUAUAUAUCAUCAUUCAGAUUAUAAACGGAAUAGCUGUACUUUUUCCAGGACCAAGAUAUUUGCCUUUAAGACGCAAAUGCAUUGAGUGGUUAAAUCAUCUCUCUAGUUCUAGUGGAAUUUUCAUCCCCGUCACUACAUUGGUGUUGGAUAUUUUGGAAUAUAAAAUAGGGAGGGAGGGUGGGAAGCUUGGGAAGGACUUCAACUUUUCAUCUACAGUGAAGUUGCCAAAAUAUUUGCUGAAAUCCCGAAACUUCCAGGAAGAGUGUGUUUUUGCUGCCAUUGAACUGCUUUCUGUGCACUUUGCUCAUUGGAGCUACCACAUUUCCUUUCCUGAGUUGGCGACCAUUCCACUAAUCCGUAUAAGGAAAUUUCUUGAAAAAACUACUAUUGAGAGUUGCCGGCGAGUUGUGAAGCGCUUUGUUGAUAUGGUGGAGCAGAACAUUGAAUUUGUGCAAAAGAAGAGAGAUGAGGUGGUAUUUUCACCGAAAGAUCAUCAGUCUGUUGAAACAUUUCUUCAGCUUGAGAAGCACAGCAGCAAUGCCCCAUUUACACAAUAUUAUAAGAGUGUUAUGGAAAGGGCUGCUUCAAGGAGUCUGAUCUUGAAUGAAAAGAUAAGUUUCCUUGAGCAGAAGCAAUCAAAAAGGAAAAGAGGACAAUAAUCAACUAUCACAGUGUAUGUUAGCCAGUGUCAAUGGUGAACAACAGUGGGAGCGAAGAAAGGUAGAGCCCUUGUUCAUCGAUGAAAGAAGAAAUAGAAUUCAAGGCAGAAUUAAAAAGCUUGAUUGUUACUGCCUUCCUACCUCUAAAUUUUGAUGUGUUGUAUGAAGUAAUACUCAUUUAGGCUUUUGGAAGUUAUUCUAAUUAUGAAAAGGGAAAAAUUUUGUCUACCAUAUUAGGAAAAGGGAAAUUAAAUUUUGGAACACCGCACCGUCAAUUUAUGUAACUUUCAUUCUUUUCUAUAUUAUUUGUGUUAAACAUA